Messenger RNA from Colossoma macropomum (tambaqui), 2440 nucleotides. It is a transcript of the gene rab14, whose product is annotated as RAB14, member RAS oncogene family. Gene Ontology annotation, molecular function: GTPase activity; GTP binding. Gene Ontology annotation, biological process: defense response to bacterium; Golgi to endosome transport; phagosome maturation. The transcript has 8 exons. The record is from RefSeq and is a predicted model, not a curated record. Bases 121 to 768 code for a protein of 215 amino acids. Gene Ontology annotation, cellular component: trans-Golgi network; Golgi apparatus; recycling endosome. NCBI's taxonomy places the organism in Eukaryota, Metazoa, Chordata, Actinopteri, Characiformes, Serrasalmidae.
GUAGGGGGCGCCUGAAUGACUGUUUUGAUAGAAGCCGUGUAGGAAGAAAGUGGCCGCCAUACGUGCGAACCUGCCCAGAUCUCGAAGAGCCGGCUGGAUAUUAACAUUUUAGAACCCAAAAUGACGACUGCACCGUAUAACUAUUCCUAUAUUUUCAAAUAUAUCAUUAUUGGUGAUAUGGGGGUUGGAAAGUCAUGUUUGCUUCACCAAUUCACAGAAAAGAAAUUUAUGGCAGACUGCCCACACACGAUUGGGGUGGAGUUUGGCACACGGAUAAUCGAGGUGAGCGGGCAGAAAGUGAAGCUGCAGAUCUGGGACACAGCCGGUCAAGAGCGAUUCCGUGCAGUCACUCGCAGCUACUACAGAGGAGCUGCCGGAGCACUCAUGGUGUAUGACAUCACCAGGCGAAGCACGUACAACCACCUCAGCAGCUGGCUGACUGAUGCAAGGAAUCUCACCAACCCUAAUACAGUGAUAAUUCUUAUUGGUAAUAAGGCGGACCUCGAAGCCCAGCGAGAUGUUACAUAUGAGGAGGCCAAGCAAUUUGCUGAAGAGAAUGGCCUGUUGUUCCUCGAGGCGAGUGCAAAAACAGGUGAGAAUGUGGAAGAUGCGUUCCUGGAGGCAGCCAAGAAGAUCUACCAGAACAUUCAGGAUGGUAGCCUGGACCUGAAUGCAGCCGAGUCAGGGGUCCAGCACAAGCCCACUGCCCCGCAGGGUGGCCGGCUUUCCAGCGACGCACAGCCGCAGAAGGAGGGCUGCAGCUGUUAAUGACCAUGAAGACUUCCUUUUCCUUUCUUUCUCUCUCUCUUUCCGUAUCUACCCUCCAGCCCUACACCUUGGCCUCUCUCUGUCGCUCUCUUUCUCUUUUUUCCUCCCUCCUUCCAUUCUGAUUGGCCAUGAGGUUGGAGAUUACAGUUUUUGGGCUGGAUGGCUCCAAACAACGGAGGAGUAGUGCAGUCAGCUUCCACCACAUUCAUCUCUUUUCUCCUUUCUUCUCCCUCACUCAUUUUGCCUGUUCAUAACGCACACGUCCCAGUGCACCCUGCGAGCACUCACUGGAGGAAGUUUCCUCCUCGGAACACUAAUCUAGAUGGCUGAUAAACUGAAAAAAAGAAAAAUGUUGAGUUUAUCAAUAAGCAGAGUGAUGUGCAUAACUGUAAAUGAAACAUCUCGUGUACAGCAGCUGUUGGAAUAUUGGGAUAAUUUAAACAGAUGAAAAUUUUGAUAUACGUUAUUCUCGUUCAAGUGAAAAACACGUUUAGGCAGAAUCCGAUUUUAGAAUGUGCUUGAGGGGAGGUGCAUGAUGACCUGUUAUUGUACAUUUUGUUAAAAAGAAAAAAAAAACUUAAUUGAUAUUGUAUUGUUUUAAUUAGGAUUUAUGCAGUGUCACAAGUAACAAAUCACCACAUAUUUAUCCCUGUUUGUACCUACUCAAGACAUAACAUACAAGUACUAUACAAGAUGAGUAUUGUUAAAAACCAAAUGGAAGUUCCAUUUUAAAAAAAAAUCUGCUGUUCUUUUGGUUGCUUCAGAUUCAAAAUGUUUUAAGUUGUAGAACAGUGAUAGUAAUAUAUUGAACGGACACACAUUUGGAGUCCAUAAGAAUGUUUUUGCACUUUGUAGUUGGUUUUCAAAGGCCUGGAGCUUUUUUAUCAUCUUAUUAGUCUUAAGUCCAUCCUGGAACAUUCACAAUGAAAUGUUCACUUUGGGUUUAGAGAUGUACGGAACAGACCAGAACUAUUUGACCUUGAUGAGGGAAUGAACCUCUUAAGUUGUUACAGUCGAAAUUUAGUGCCCUUCAAGUUCAGUGUAAACUCAUAGCAUAUCAGAGUAUUAUUCUUUGAAUUUUAACGUCUGUUGCCUUAUUGUGUUUGCUCUCGUCCUUUUUUCUGUAAAUCCUGUUCAGUUUGUAAUAUACAGUACAUAAUCAAAAAAAUCACUAAACUUAAACGUUAUAAAGUAAGAACUAAUUUUUGGCUUUUCAACCCUUCACAAACAUUCCUUUAGUUUUUCACAGUGAAUUCAGAUAAACUGGAUUUCUGAGUUAUGCAUUGGGAAUUAUCCCAAAUGCAUGUCAAUUUAAGUGACUCAAAUUGACUUUAGGUACCAGUAAAAUAUACAUGCCCUUCUUAAAGAACACAACUUAUUUGACAUGCAACAGAAUGUUUUACUGGUAGACAUUUGGAGGGGAUGGAAAGGCAUAAGGAAGCACUCCAGAAAAUUGUAUUAAAUCUGUCUUAUGAUGAGAUUGUAAAGGAGUGUGUGUGGAGUUUUGUGAACUAAAAUUCUUUUUUUUUUUUUGAGCCCACUCUCUUGCAUUUUUCCAUGUCUCAGUGACUAUAAAAAGUCAUAUAUAACCUGCUCUGAAACUCUGAGGUAUGUCUUCUGUAAGUGACAUUUGUUUGUAAUUAUGUUAAUAAAGACAAUGCUGUAGACGGUC